GACGCUUUAGGGUGGACAGGAGAGGUCCAGAGAGAAAGAGCGAGAGAAGGAUAAGGUUAGUUCUAUGAUAAGGAAGGAAGGAACAUCAGAUCCUUUCCUCCCCAAGUUCACCUUUAGAACCCUUUCCCAGGGGAUUAACGAGUGUGGAGAGAGAGAGAAACAAUAUGACAAGAAAAGGAACAUGAAAGAAAUCGUCAUUAAACGCACUUGAAGUUAUCUCUUCCUUCUUGCUCCUCUAAUUUCAUCUGAAACCCACUCCGAGUUCCCCCAAGGACUUCUCUCUCUGUUUCAAGAGAGACAGAAUCAGAAGAGUCUAUUCCUCCUGAUUCCCACCCUAGUGGGAAUAAAAACAGGAUUCCACUCUUUCUUUCUGUUCCUCCUCUCAUCCCUCAUUCCCCUCCUCCUCUCCGUCAUGACGUUGCUGGCCUCUGAGAGGUCUCUUCUCAUCCGGAACAAAUUCCGCUCAGUCUUGCAGUUGAGGAUUCAGAACCGAAGGCAAAAUGAAAUCGACUCUGGGUUGAAAACUACCUGUUCCUCUCGCAAAGGAGAGAAAGACCAGAGUAAAGCUCUGCAUCUAACUGACGAUGGCGCCACUCAGCAGUCGCCCCUGUGUGGUCUGAACAUUAAAACUGCACAAGACAGGAGUGUGUGUGGGACCGGAAGGCAGAAGAAGGCUCGGCUGGCUAACAACCUUGGAGAGAAGGUCCGGCAUCGGCCCGGACCUCUGGACCUACUGCAUAAACACAUACUGCCUCCGGAGAACCGCCCCGUUUCCUUCCCUCUCUCUUCAGAUGUCUUCCAAGAUGACAUCUCUUCCUGCUCUUCCUCCUUGUCUCCCGAGCAACUCGGGGUCCUCCAAUCACCAGCCUUCUCCUCGUCGCCAGGGUUCUCAGAUGACCAAUCACUGAGUGACCUGUCCCCUGGGGUCUUGCCCUUUAACAACAGUCCCGCCCAUGUUCAGUCUAUCUUGGCGUUGCUCCCAGCAACCGAGGGCAUCAGCCAGCCAAUGAGCAUGACCGUGGGAGACUCCAACUCCAUGGCAACGACCGGGAGACCAAAGGGGAUGUAUCUGACCUCCCAUGCCACGCCCCUGCUGCCAAAGACAGCCCGGUCUCUCACACCUCCCUCCGACUCUUCCUCCCUUACUUGCUCCCUGACUUCCUCUCGCCCCCCCCGCCUGCGGAAACCACGGGAUUCACAGCCCAAGAUGAGGAAACUCAAAUACCAUCAGUACAUUCCCCCCGACCAGAGAGCCACGGCCGGGACUGCCGGGGGAGGGGCCAGUCAGAGGAGCCCCACCCCAGCCCAGCUCUUAGACCCCGCCUACUCCAGCCUCCUGCAGCAACAGCAGGUGUUCCUCCAGCUGCAGAUCCUCCAGAACCAACAACAACAGCAGAACCAGCAGCAACAGGACCAGCAGCAACAGCAGCAGCUCACCGUCACAUCCAGCAGAGACACCAACCAAAUGGUGAGGUUCUCUGGAGCCAUGCACCAGGACCCUCAGCCUGUAUCCAAGGCAACAAACCACACCUCUGUGGACACAAGUCCCUCCAACAAGUCUGAGCUCCUCCCACCUAACCUGGUCGACCUCACGGUGUCUGAGUUGCGACAGCAGCUGCGUAAGCGAGGUCUUCCUGUCUCCGGCACCAAGCCUGCCCUCCUCCAGAGGCUCCGCCCUUUCCAGCUGCCCCACCUGUGUUUGACCCCUGUGCCCCUCUGCCAGCUGGGUACCAGCCUGGAACCCCUUACCCCCACCUCCUUGCUCACCCCCAGCCACUACCCCAGCUCCUGCCCCAGCUCUGGAACUGAUUCCCCCACCAACAGCCCUAACCAUCAGGUCUACAUCCAGUCCACUGGAGUUCUGAGCGGGGUUCCAAACGGAAUUGUUAAUGGCAUUCUGAAUGGUAAUACUAAUGGUAAUACUAAUGGAAUAGGGGUCAGUGUGGUGGGGGAGCAGUGUGGCUUCCUGGCCCCUGCGUUAACCCCAUCGUUGACACCCAGCCCCGGUCUCCCCCCACGCUCCUCUUCGCCACUGUCGACUGGCACCUCCUGGCGGUCGGAACAGGAGCAGCAGGAGCUGAGCCUGGAGCUAGAGAUGAGGGAGAGGAUGAGGAGCAGGCCCAGGGAGAGGCUAUCUCCUCCUCUGUCUCUAUCCUGUGGGGGUUCCCUCCAUCCCUUCCUGCAACAGGAUCCAGGAUGGCCCAGAGGGACACCAGAGAGGGAAGGACAGACAGAGAUCCUGUUCACACAGGUGUUCUGCUGCCAGCCGUGGGACGUGAUUGGCCAGGACUUUGAGCUGCCCAUGCAGAUCACAGCCAGUCCCAUUCAAGCCCCACCCAGCGUCCGCAGUCUGGAGGAGGAGCUGCAGGAGGCCAUUAACAGAGUACUGAUGGACCCCAGUCAGUCAAUAGAGGACAUUCUGGAGGAACCUACCACCUGUGUGGACUCUCACUCCUCCUCUGUCUCAGACUUCCAAUCCCCUGUCACUAUCCUCCCUGGCCCCUCCCCUCCUCCCCAAACAGACCAAUCCCAGCCGUUCCGUUGUCAUUCAAAGGAUGACAACUUCCUGUCCUCUCCUCUCUGCUCCUCCCUCCUGCUGGAGCUCCCGCCGUCGCCUUCGAUGAUGGUUCCCCGCCAAGCCGCCCCACCCCCUCUCCCUCCCUCCAUCUGUACUUCUCCCCUGCCUCCCACUGUGACCUCACGGAAGAGGCGGGCUCAGGCAACCUUUGACCCUGCUGAUUGGUUGGAGUCGCUAGCCUCUGGACUCCGCCCUCUCAGUCCACCAUCUGCCCCAUUCGUUGAGACCGACUUUGGCCUCAAUUUGGAUCUGAACGUCAACCGAGCGUUGGAUCUCAUGGUGGAGCAGUGGUGAACGUCUUAGGUGGACUGAGUGUCAGUGUGUGUGUUUGUAUGUGUGUGUGUUAGUCGAACUUCAACAUACACCUCCCAAACAAUGGGAACAGAUUUGUGAAUGUCCAUCCAUCAAUCCAUCUGUCUAUCCAUCCAUCCCCUCUGUCCACUUUGUGAGUGAGUAGUCUGUUUGAGAGAGCUGACUGCAGGUCUGUACCCCAAGCAAUGUCGAGAGACAGAUGCUACUGCAUUGGAAGAGAUGAAAAAAGACUGAGUUGCAUUGGUGGAACAAUAACUGGCAGAGGGAAUCACACACACACACGCACGCACACGCACACGCACACGCACACGCACACGCACACGCACACGCACACACACACACACACACACGCACACGCACACGCACACACGCACACACGCACACACGCACACACACACACACACAAACCUUGGGUUGUCCUGUUAAAUAAAAAAUGGUCAAAUACAACAAAUGAACAAUGCAUAUUCGGAGUCACACACAAUCCAACACAUUGUUUACAGUGAGAAACAAAGAAACCCAGUUGAACAGGGCCCCUGGUGUUCCCCCAGCUACAGUCAUUGAGUCCUAGUCAUUCAUAAAGACCAUUAAAGCCAGACUGGGCAGACAGGGCCCACAGCUUGUCCAUGUCUCCAGACCUUUCCCCUAGUGCCAGACACACAGUCGGCAUGUGGAGAGAGAGAGCUGGCAGACACCACACAACCCUUACAGGGAAGUGUAUGUGUGUCUCUGUGUGUGUGCGUUUGUGUGUGUUUGUGCACACCUGGCUGCUUCUGUUUGUGUCGGUGUGUGUGUGUGUGUGUUAAUACACACCCCCAUUGUAUAUUUAUGUGAAUUGUUGCAAAUAUACUUGUAGCUCCUUGUUUGUGUAGACUCAGUGUGCAAUGUCUCUGAGUAUUGAUUUUGUACGGUUGAUCUGUGAGAGAGAGAGAGCGAGAGAGAGAGCGAGAGAGAGAGAAGAGAGACUGCUUCCACAUUGUGGUCUCAACACUAGUCUGUUGUAGCAAUAUAUAACACUAUGAGGGGGUCACUAAAACCUAAUGAACCACAAUGUUCAAUUCAUUGCUUGUCUUUUUUUUAUUUAAGAAAAAAAACUGGUAAACAUCCUAUUAAGCCAAGAGAUAAAUAGCAAUCACUCUGAGAGGCUUCAGCGCAUGCUACACAGCCAUAUUACCAGAGUGUAUGUUCUCAUCAGUGUAUGAGAACAGGUGGUCACUGUUUUAUGAGGACCUCCCACAGUGUUUGGAGGAAACAGCGUGGUGCUCUACACACUGUAAGGGCCACAGUCACUGUUUACACCUGUUGUUAUGGAGAUAAAAAGGUCAAAUAAAGGUUAUGCGCAGGAUAACAAUGUCAAUUAAUUUCAUGAAACAAUUUCAUGAUUUUAGCUUCGAUUUUUUUGGUGCUUUAUCCCAUACUGUAAAAACAGGUAGAAUUUGGAAAUAAAUCUGUCCCAAAGAAAGGCUGUUCUGAUUGCAGGAAGUGACACAGGUGUUCCCUGAGACCACAAUCUCUCUCUUGGCCAGUUCCAAAUGGACCCCUAGCCCCUACCGCCUAGGCACUUUAGGAGGAUAGAACUGGAUAGAUAUAAUCAAUAUGGUAAUAGCUCCACCAUUUCCCUGAUAGGCUAUGUGGAACUUUCCCCAUAUCGCUCACAGCUAUCCAGCCUACUAGAAGUUGUGCCCUGGGGCAAGGGGCUAGAGGCUAGGGGUCCGUAUGGGAUUGGCCAUAUUCAUUUUAAAUGACCACCAGGGGUGUCCCAUCAGUAAAGAGCUGAGGAGGUAAAUACUGUACUUCUCCCUAACAUGGAUCAUGAUGAAGUUGUCUGUGUUUCCGUGCUAUCAGUGAUUGACAAGGCAGUCCAAGGGCUUAUUCUCAGGGUCAGAACGUUCAGUAUUUACAGAGCAGAUAUUAUUCUCCAUUCCACAUGAUGUUCUACCAGAUCCAAUGGUUCUGAGGUCAUGACAGACUUAAUUCAGCUGUUGUGAUUCCGAUUAGUUGUAUGGCCUGUCAAUUAGUGAAGUAUGCGAGCACUGAUUAUGGCCUGGUCUGAGAGCAACCCACAGCCUCUGUUAGCAGUAUGGCGACAGCUCCACCUAGCCUUCCAAUAGGCUUAGGGGAACUUCUGCCAUAUUUCUUCUGCCUAUCUGGUUCAUGUAGAUUAGAAAACCAAAGGGGUGUAGGGGCUAGGGGUUGUUUUUGGACCAGGCCUGUGUUAUGUUCAUUGGGAGAAUACAACGCAUAGUGUGCUUUCCUAACCUCCUAGCUGACUUGACACCCUUCUUAAAAACCAUUGUGUGAACAACAAACUGUGAUCUUACUAAUGUUCCCCAGAGACAUAUUUAUUUAUAUCUAUAUAUAUGGCUCUGAUGUUCCCCACCCAGUCUCUGAAUAAUAACCACUGCGCUAUGUGCAAUAUGGUGUAUGUGAAGGGCACAGCCAUUGGGAAAUACCAGGCCCCCAUAUCUCUGUCUUGUCGUUACUCUAAACAAAAUGGUGUAAUGGGUCCUCACUCAACAAGAUGUUGCAUAAAGCUAAGUUCAUUAUACGGUUUUCACUGCAUCAGGGAUAGCAUAUACAAAUGUUUCGGCUUCACAGCCUUCUUCAGUGUGUAGGUACAAAUGUAUUUGAAUUCAAAACAGCAUUUGUAGGGUACAAUAGAUUAGCAGCAGGUGCUUCUAAGUAGGGCUACCAAUCAUUUGCCAAGCUUUCAUGUUGAAGCAUUUCACGAGCAGCUUUCAUCGUAGAACUGUACAAAACCAUGUUGAAUGGUGACAAUGGGACAGACUGACGACCAUGAUAAUCAUGGUGGUCGAAGACGUUCUCUGUCUGCUGCACUUAGGAUGACGAGAGAGAGAAACGCGGGAGAGUAACAUGCUACCUCUUGUGGAUGGAGAUGCUUUAGACCUACUGUACUCUGUCCUGGACAACCACUGUGUAUGCUGGUUUUCAUCUGAACCAGUCUCUUCCCCUACAUCUGUGCUGAUAUCACCUGACUCAUGUUAGGAGUGUAUCACUUUCAGAAUCAGUGGAAAGGUUGGUGGGUUGGUUGGGAGAACUGUCUAUGCUAGGUUAUUCCAGGGAAAGCAACAGGAGACUAGGUGAAGCUAUGCUGCAAAUGCCUGAUCCUUCCCCCUUCCUGUCUGUCUGUCUGUCUGUCUGUCUGUCUGUCUGUCUGUCUGUCUGUCUGUCUGUCUGUCUGUCGAAGGUAUUUCUUUCCCCCUUUAGGCUUUCUGUAGCCAGAAUGAGACAAAGAGGGAUGAGACUGAGAUGUCAUAAACGAGAGCUGGAAGUAUCGGAGCCAACUGUUGCCAUUGUUUCAGUCAGCUCCAUUCAUUGGGAGUUCAACUUGGCUUCCAAUGCCGAUAUACUUCCUGGAUAAUCUUCAGAUUGAUGACAUCACUGUCUAAUCUCUCUUCAUCUCAUUCUAGUACUGUAACCAGAUAGUGUAGGGAUGACCCAAUGGCAAAAAUACAAUUAGUAUUUAAUUCGAUUUAUUUAUUAUGUAACUUAUUCAGGCAUAAUGUUAUCAAUACGUGUUCAAAUUGUAUUGUAAAAAACAUUAAGAAAUUAAAAGUCUUAAUAGAUUUCC
Messenger RNA from Salvelinus fontinalis (brook trout), 6479 nucleotides. RefSeq names its product myocardin-like. Bases 413 to 2872 code for a protein of 819 amino acids. Gene Ontology annotation, biological process: smooth muscle cell differentiation. Lineage: Eukaryota; Metazoa; Chordata; Actinopteri; Salmoniformes; Salmonidae. The transcript has 15 exons. The record is from RefSeq and is a predicted model, not a curated record.